Molecule: messenger RNA, 2052 nt
Organism: Closterium sp. Naga37s-1
Lineage: Eukaryota; Viridiplantae; Streptophyta; Zygnematophyceae; Desmidiales; Closteriaceae
Source: the annotation of a GenBank genome assembly
AUGCACACCUGCUCACCCUCUCCCUUCCCCCGAUGCCCUUUGCUUGCUUCUUGCUGCUUGUGGGUCACUGGCUGUGGGUGCUGUGGUGAUGUGGUGGGUGUGGUGGUGGGUGUGGUGGUGGGUGCGGUGGUGGGUGUGGUGGUGGGUGCUGUGGUGGGUGUGGUGGUGGGUGUGGUGGUGGGUGUGGUGGGGGGUGUGGUGGUGGGUGUGGUGGUGGGUGUGGUGGUGGGUGUGGUGGGGGGUGUGGUGGGGGGUGUGGUGGUGGGUGUGGUGGUGGGUGUGGUGGGGGGUGUGGUGGGGGGUGUGGUGGUGGGUGUGGUGGUGGGUGUGGUGGUGGGUGUGGUGGUGGGUGUGGUGGUGGGUGUGGUGGUGGGUGUGGUGGUGGGUGUGGUGGUGGGUGUGGUGGUGGGUGUGGUGGUGGGUGUGGUGGUGGGUGUGAUGGUGGGUGUGAUGGUGGGUGUGGUGGUGGGUGUGGUGGUGGGUGUGGUGGUGGGUGUGGUGGUGGGUGUGGUGGUGGGUGUGGUGGUGGGUGUGGUGGUGGGUGUGGUGGUGGGUGUGAUGGUGGGUGUGGUGGUGGGUGUGGUGGGGGGUGUGGUGGGGGGUGUGGUGGUGGGUGUGGUGGUGGGUGUGGUGGUGGGUGUGGUGCUGGGUGUGGGGGGGGGUGUGGUGGUGGGUGUGGUGGUGGGUGUGGUGGUGGGUGUGGUGGUGGGUGUGGUGGUGGGUGUGGUGGUGGGUGUGGUGGUGGGUGUGGUGGUGGGUGUGGUGGUGGGUGUGGUGGUGGGUGUGGUGGUGGGUGUGAUGGUGGGUGAGAUGGUGGGUGUGGUGGUGGGUGUGGUGGUGGGUGUGGUGGUGGGUGUGGUGGUGGGUGUGGUGGUGGGUGUGGUGGUCGGUGUGGUGGUGGGUGUGGUGGUGGGUGUGGUGGUGGGUGUGGUGGUGGGUGUGAUGGUGGGUGUGGUGGUGGGUGUGGUGGGGGGUGUGGUGGGGGGGUGUGGUGGUGGGUGUGGUGGUGGGUGUGGUGGUGGGUGUGGUGGUGGGUGUGGUGGUGGUGGGUGUGAUGGUGGGUGUGGUGGUGGGUGUGGUGGUGGGUGUGGUGGUGGGUGUGGUGGUGGGUGUGGUGGUGGGUGUGAUGGUGGGUGUGGUGGUGGGUGUGGUGGUGGGUGUGGUGGUGGGUGUGGUGGUGGGUGUGGUGGUGGGUGUGGUGGUGGGUGUGGUGGUGGGUGUGGUGGUGGGUGUGGUGGUGGGUGUGAUGGUGGGUGUGGUGGUGGGUGUGGUGGUGGGUGUGGUGGUGGGUGUGGUGGUGGGUGUGGUGGUGGGUGUGGUGGUGGGUGUGGUGGUGGCUUCGAGUGGGAGGUGAAGCGGCUGGAGGGGCUGGUGGAGGCGGCUUCGAAUGAAAUGAUCUUCUUCCAUGAGAGGUGUGCCGCACUCAUGCCUGCUGUGCUGCAUCAAGUGCUGCUGUGCUGCAUACGCAGAGAGUGUAUGGGCAGGCUCUGUGCAGGAGGGGGUUGGGUAUUGUGUGGUGAGGAGGGUGUGUGGGCUUUGGCAGGAAAAGUGUACCGGUUUGGCAGGGAGUGCACACGAGGGAGGGAUGGCACGUGGUACGAUGCAUGGCAGCUGUGUGAGGGCCUGCAUGUGGUGCUGGAGGAGGAGGAGCAGCAGCUGGAAGGCCAUCCCCCCCUCCUUGCUUCACCCUACUCGUUUCAUGCUGCCCAGCUUCCCGUGAUGCCCCUUGCCUGGCUGCAGGGAGGAGGAGCUGCGAGGCAUGUCCAAGGCCACCCACGAGCCGGCCCCGUCGCGCUAUCGUCACUCCCCACCGCGCCCUACCGACGCGCCCCGUCGCGCCCCACCGUCGCGCCCCUCUCGCGCCCUGCAGCGCCCCGCUGCGUCUGCAGCAUGCCCUUUGUCGCCCGCUGCCACUCGCGCCUGCCGCGCCCGGGCCUGCCGCCCCAGCUCCUGCAGCCGCCGCGCCUGCCACGCGCUUUGCCACACGCAUACCACACGCCUACUGCGCCCGCCCUGCUCCUGCCGCGUGCCCAGCCGUGCACUGCUGCGUGA